CAAUUUUGACGUGGCGACGUUAAAAGUAAACAUUACAGCACAGUACCAUAAAUAAUUUUCCCAUUUUGUCGAUAAUUUAAAUUGGAAUUGGGGGAAAACUCUGAGAUAAUUUGCAGGAAAACUGUUUAUUUGUCGGCUUGUUAUAGGGUCGUGCACGAGAUCAUAUGCUGCUUAUGAAAUAGUUUUAAUGGUCAUUAUGUGUUGAAUGAGGAGGAAAGGUCGAACUAUCGCAACAAAGAGUCUCGCAGAACGUACUGUACCUUCCCACGGAUCACAACGAAAUUAUCGCUCGCAAUUCCCGCAAAACUUGUGCCGCGCCAUCAAAACAAAGAAAAUCCCCGUGCGAGAGAAUUCAUGUCAAAUUACAUUGAGGAAAAGCUUCCGAACGUACGCACAUCAUUCGUCAGCAGCAGAGAAAUGACCGGCGAAAAUUCAACGACAGCUACGAGUCGCAGCAAGAAGGACGAAGACGACGAACUGCUACCAAAUAACGAUGAAAAGGUAAAGCGACGUUAUGACGAGUCGGCUGCACGAAAGCCCUCCAUGGCGCUCAUGAAAAUUAAAACAUAUCUGACGGCAUUGCGACCCUGGUCACUUUCCGCAAGUCUUGUACCGACAUUACUGGGAUCCGCUAUCGCUUACCGCAGCUAUCAGGACUUUAAUCCGCUCACCUUUGUCUUGACCAUUUUCACAAUUAUCAGUGUGCACUGCGCCGGCAACGUCGUUAACACGUAUUUUGACUACGUGAAGGGCAUCGACAACCGCAAAUCCGACGACCGGACAUUGGUGGAUCACAUUUUGUCCAAAGAUGAGGUUGUUCUCCUCGGAGCCGUUCUCUACAUGGCCGGAUGUGUAGGUUUUGUGCUGCUCGCGUAUUUGUCGCCCGCUAAAAUGGAGCAUUUGGCACUCGUGUACUUUGGCGGUCUCUCCUCGAGUUUCCUCUAUACCGGAGGCAUCGGUUUGAAGUACAUCGCACUGGGCGACUUGCUGAUUCUCAUCAUUUUCGGACCAAUUUCCGUGCUUUUUGCGUACAUGUCGCAAACGGGUCAUGUUGAAUGGAGUACAAUUUACUACGCCAUUCCGCUGGCCCUCAAUACCGAAGCCAUUUUGCACAGUAACAAUACGCGCGACGCCGAAACCGACAAGAAAGCGGGCAUCGUAACGCUCGCCAUCAUCAUUGGACACACAGCAUCACAUGUGCUCUAUGCAUUGCUUCUGUUUUCGCCGUACAUCACUUUUGUGGUAUUCAGCAUGAAAUACUCGAUAUUUUUCCUGUUGCCACUCAUCACGUUGCCGCAGGCCUUCAAGAUCGAGAAACAAUUCCGCAACGAGACGACGCUCCAAAGUGUACCGCGUCAAACGGCCAAGCUGAAUUUCUUCUUUGGCAUUCUGUAUGUGCUUUCGGUUUGCUUGUCGCCACGACUGCCGAUCAUGGGACGGAUGUGAGAACAUUUCUUUUGUACUUUCACGUAAAACGAACGCAAACUAUGGGUUGAAAUGCAUGAAAAGGUGCAAAAAAAUAGAUUGUAGUAAAGAUACGUAUUAAAUUUGUUAAAGAAGUGUGUGCUCUAAAACUACUCGAACAGGCUUUCACUGGGCUUCUAUCAUUACAUUAAUAAUAUUAUUUUAUAUUUUAGACUAAAAACAAACAAAAAAGAAAAAUAAUUAAAAAAAAAAGUUUAUAAUCGUUAAUAUUUGUUAAUAAUUUUUAAUGUGUAGUCAACAAUGGAGAGAAAAGAAAAUCUUAUCAAACUUAAUAUCUUCUGUGAUCCUAUGAAUAUCUUAAAACAACAGAAAACUUAAUUUAUUUUAAAAUCGUAACAUGACACUUCUUCCUUGAUCAAUUUUGAAAAAAAAUAUCAAAAAUCUUUUUAAUUAAAAUCACUC
Messenger RNA from Culicoides brevitarsis, 1887 nucleotides. It is a transcript of the gene heix, whose product is annotated as ubiA prenyltransferase domain-containing protein 1 homolog. Gene Ontology annotation, cellular component: endoplasmic reticulum; Golgi membrane. Bases 355 to 1446 code for a protein of 363 amino acids. The record is from RefSeq and is a predicted model, not a curated record. Gene Ontology annotation, biological process: vitamin K biosynthetic process; menaquinone biosynthetic process. The transcript has 3 exons. Lineage: Eukaryota; Metazoa; Arthropoda; Insecta; Diptera; Ceratopogonidae. Gene Ontology annotation, molecular function: prenyltransferase activity.